AUGACAAAAGUUUUAUUUAUCAAUAAUGUACCUUUCGAAGCAAAUGCAGAUAUCUUGGUUGAUUCACUAGAACCACACAUUAUAGGAAAAGUGAUUAGAUGUGAAUUGGGUGAAAAUAAACAUCCUGGGAACUCUCGAUAUCAUAAUGGUGGCUAUGCUUAUGUCACACUAGAAAAUGAUGAUGCCGCAGAUGACUUGCUAGGAAAAAAUGAUUUUUACCAAAUAUAUUGCAUGAAUAGAAAAUUAACGAUAGAAGAAUCUAAAAGCAAAAAAAAAACGACUAUCGAGCUUGGAAACUGGGCAGGUCAACUGCCGUUAUCUGAUCAUGGGAAACGUGGAAAGUAUCGGAUACAAACUAAAAGAUGGACAUUCCUAUGCGAUUGGAUAUAUCCCAGUUAUUAUUCUACACCCACCUUAUACAUAUCUAAUGAAUCUGAAGCUCUUCUUUUAGAUGGAUUUACUUCUUCACAUAUUGAAUCCAGCGAGAAGAGACGAAUUCAAAUACCGUUCCGCUGUUUAGAAUCCUAUCGAGGAAUCCUGCUAGACGAGCGAGAUCGCGGAAAUGGUUACAUUUCUUUAUAUAUCUCGCUUAAAUGUUCUCCAUUACUUUUUCGUAAAGCUCAAAGUAGAAAUACUCUACUGCUUUAUUAUCAAGAAGAAGAAUGGAUUAGAACAAUUGAUUGGACAGGCUGCGUAAAUGCUUUUGGAAGAUUUUUAGUCUAUCGAUUAAUUUUUACUGAAAAUCUUGAGGUGAUCCGAAAAUAUUUCAAAAGUUUAUCAAUUCCCGGAAUUAAAUACAUUCCUCAGUGUUUAGUCUCAUGCGAGGAAAUAUCAAAAGAUUCAAGAUUAUAUUUUAAUGGACUUCUUGAAUUGUUACCAUUUAGAAUUUGUUUCAAAUUAGAAUCUCUAAUUUCACACGGAAUAAUCACAUAUCAUGAAAUUAUGGAAAAUAAUAUUGGUGAACGAUUAUCUGAGCUUAUUUGUGAAGAUAAGGAGACAAUAGCUUGGUAUGCACUUAAUCAAAUGACCAUUCAACGUUGGGAUCCAGCUGAUGAUAGAUAUAAUAGAAGACCUGUCGAAAUAUUUGAAAUAGCAGUAAGAAACUUUCGAGGUGAAUUUAACGAAUGGCAUCCUGCCAAUCCAAAUAUGAAGUUAAAAGAUACUAAUCGAUGCGCUUGGGUAAAUCAUGCGACUAUAACUCCCAUCAAAAUCUACUUUGAUGGCCCCGAAUAUGAACCUUCAAAUCGUAUUCUUCGACAAUAUUCGGAAUAUGCUGAUAGAUUUAUUCGUGUUACGUUUAAAGAUGAAAAUUUUAAUAGUUUAUUUAUUAAUAAUGAUGAUGAUGAUAUAUCUAAUUUAAGAAUUGGUGAAAAAUUAAAAAAUGGUUUCACCGUAGCCGGAAGACAAUACGAAUUUCUAGCUUUCUCAUCUUCUCAAUUAAGAGAAAGUUCAUGUUGGUUUGUAUCUGCGGAUCAUGAACUUAAUGCAAAUAUGAUUCGUGAAAAUAUGGGUGAUUUUAGAGCACCUGCAUUGUGUGCUGCUCGGAUGGGCCAAUGCUUUACUAGCACAAUUGGUACCUUAGAGCUUGAUGAGGAUAAUAUAAAAAAUAUUCCAGAUAUUAAACGAAAUGGCUUUACAUUUAGUGAUGGAUGUGGUAAAAUCUCACCUGCCCUUGCCAAAAUUGCAGCUGAACAUUACUUUGGCACACAAAUUGUUGAACUAGAUAAUGAAAUACCAUCCGUCUUUCAGAUUAGAUUCGGAGGUUGUAAGGGAGUUGUAUCUUUCGAUCCAAACUUGCAAGGGAAGAUUUUAUGUCUACGUCCUAGUCAGACAAAAUUUAAUGCACCAGUCUCAACAAAUUUAGAAAUCGUAAGAGCAGUGAGAAAUCCGUUACCAGGACAUUUAAAUAGGCAGUUAAUUACUGUUCUAUCCUCACUUGGCGUUAAAGAUGAUGUUUUUAUCACAUUACAAAACAAAGCAAUAACGGAUAUUGAUUUUAUGAUGCUAGACCCUCAAAGGGCCCAUGAGAUUGUGAAGAGAAGUUCAGGAGUAAAGGAAUGUACUCACGUUACUAAGACUAUCCAUAGUAUGAUUGAAGCGGGGUUAAUGGAUAAUGAGCCCUAUCUAAGGGGAAUUUUGGAAUGCAAGCGGAUAUUUUCAUUGAAGAGUUUAAGAUACAAGGCACGCAUUCCAGUACCAAAAGCAUAUAUGUUAUAUGGCGUUCUUGAUGAAACUGGAAUUCUUGAACCACAACAAAUUUAUGUUCAGACAUCUAAAAUAAAAUCUAAUAAUCGCACCUUUCGUACGGCUAACUCUAAAGUUCGAAGAGAACAUAAAGUGUUAACUGGUCCUACAGUGAUUGCACGAAAUCCAAGCCUACAUCCUGGUGAUAUAAAAAUCGUCUUUGCUGUAGACGUUCCGGAAUUAAGUCACCUCAAAAAUUGUGUUGUAUUCAGUCAAAAAGGAGAACAGCCAUUGCCCAAUUAUGGUGAUGAAUACUUUGUAUGUUUUAAUGAGAGCAUGUUUCCAGAGACUGAUUCUGAACCUAUGAAAUAUAGUUCACCAGAAAGAAAAACUCUAGAUAGAGAUGGACCAAUAGAGAUUUCGGAUAUACACAAAUUCUUUAUAGACUUUAUGAAAAACGAUCGUAUUGGACAAAUUGGAAACUUACAUCUGGCACUAGCAGAUUAUUAUGAAGAGGGUGUAUAUCAUCCAAGUUGUAUAGGAUUAGCAGAAUUGCAUUCAAUGGCGGUCGAUUUUAACAAGACAGGUGUUCCUGUCACAGAUAAAUUACCAAAAUUGGACGAAUAUCCUGAUUUUAUGGAAAGCAAGACCAAGAAAGAAUACAAGUCCCAAAAGAUUCUCGGAAAAUUAUAUAGAAAUAUAAAAUUAAAUCAACCAGAAAAUGAUCCAUUGUUAAAUUAUGAGGGAACAGAUAUAAUUGUAAACAGAGAAUUCCUUGCACAAGGCUAUGAAGAUUAUUUAGAAGAAGCCGAAGUAUGCAGAAACUCAUAUAACAGUGAAAUAUUUAAUCUGAUGAAGAAAUUUAGAGUUAAAACAGAACCGGAGAUAAUAUCGUCAAAUCUUCUUGGUUAUCGCCGAGUAGACGGAAGAAAAAGUCAAGACGUUCGUGAAUCUAUAUCAGGGACAAUUUCUUUUACAAUGCAUAAAUAUCGAAAAUCUUUCUUGAUGGGUAUACAAGAUAAUAUUAAUCAAAAUAUUGACAAUGAUACGUAUAAUGUGCAUAUCCCCAUCAAUAAUGAAACAAAAGCCAAAGCAUCAGCUUGGUAUUAUGUAACAUAUAAUGCAUAUAAUGAUGAUGAAUUUCCAGAUACCCCUGAUGAUAGAAAACUUUUAAGUUUUGCAUGGAUCAUUUCUGAUAUUUUUGAUUGUGUAGAAAAAGAACCAACAAACUCCCUCAAAAAUUAA
Molecule: messenger RNA, 3429 nt
Organism: Scutellospora calospora
Lineage: Eukaryota; Fungi; Glomeromycota; Glomeromycetes; Diversisporales; Gigasporaceae
Source: the annotation of a GenBank genome assembly